CUGUCGAAGCAAAACCCCAAGCCCCAGGUACGACCAACGUCCACAGUCCGUCCACUUCCUUGUGACCCCAGCCGGAUGCCGUAAUCUUUAUCGCCGCUGGUCUAAGCCGUCAAUAGUUAAUUAACGAGAUAUAGCUAUUACUCGACUGUUUAUAAGGACUAGGGUUUACAUUUCAAAGAAGUUGCAAAUGCAGAGCAUCAACCCAUGUUUUAGCGACGUUAAUUCACUAUCCGCUAAUUACUUUUCUCUGCAACGUGGAUUAUGCGUAUCAGGCAGACAUGCACAUAGCCUCCAGUUAUGGCAUGUACCAUAUGAUAGAAAAAGAUUUUCCCUCAAGACCACGAAUUCAGAACUUUACAAACUACAUUUUGGAAAUUUAGCAAAACCUUUUCAUUCAAGUGAAUGCCACAAUUCACCAAUGUUGAUAUACAAUCAGCCCAAAAGAAGCCAUAUGAGAAUCCAUUCAGCAUCUGCAGAAUUCCUUAUUUUUGCACGUGUUGGUUCAGUCAUCAAUAAUGCUGCUGAAUCAUUUUUCAAGAGUGAGAUAAGAAGGAGAUUAUUUGUUACUGCUGCAUUACUUGUGAUUAGUCGUGUAGGAUAUUUUAUUCCUCUUCCUGGUUUUGAUAGAAGAUUAGUACCAGAGAAUUACCUUAGUUUUGUCUCGGGUUCAGUUGAGGAGCUUGGUGAGCUGGCACCAGAACUUAAGCUUUCCCUAUUCCAACUUGGAAUCAGUCCCCAAAUUGCAGCAUCUAUUGUUAUGCAGGUACUUUGCUAUGUUCUUCCUUCAUUGGUCAAGCUAAGGAAAGAAGGGUUGGAUGCUAAUGAGAAAAUAAAGGGUUAUAUAUGGUGGAUGUCGCUUGGGUUUGCAAUAGUAGAGGCACUGAUCAUUUCUUAUUUUUCACUUUCGUAUUCGAUUUAUGCAGCAAAUGCAAGUCAAAGAUUGAAGCACAUCAUGUUGACAACAAUUUUGUUGGUUUCUGGUGCAAUGACUACAACAUGGAUCUGUGACAAAAUAUCAGACUCUGGUUUUGGUCAUGGAUCAUCUUUGCUGAUAUGUGUGAAUAUCUUGAAUGGCUACAUAGAGACAUUACAUAAAAUGUUGUCUCAGCUCUCAGGUGGCAGUGGAUGGUGGCAAUAUAUAUUUGGAGUGUCGGGUGUGUUUGUUGUUGUUACUAUGUGGGCGGUUGUUGUAACUCAGGGUUGCAGAAAAAUCAAGCUGCAAUACUAUGGCUUCAAACUUGCAUCUUCCACAAGAGAAGAUUCCCCAGUUACAGAGGUGGAGCAAUAUAUUCCAUUCAAUAUUAAUCCAUCUGGAAUGCAACCUGUCCUCACUACCAGCUACCUAUUAGGCUUUCCUGCAAUUGUUGCCAGCUUUUUUAUCUAUGCAUUCUUUGUUUUCCUUUUCAACAUAUUUGAUAUUGCGAACAUGCCAAAGGAAAUUGCAGAGUACUUGAAUAAAAUGGGGGCAAGGAUACCAAAUAUAAAGCCUGGAAAGGCGACUGUUGAAUAUUUGACCAAGAUUCAAGCUUCAACCCGUUUCUGGGGUGGUUUGCUGUUGAGUUUUACAUCUGUUCUAAUCAUCGUGGGUUCAAUCAUCGAACUAAAAAGAUCUUAUGAAGCCUACAAUGUCAUGCCAAGUUUAACCAAAGCUUUAAAGCGAUACGGUGUAUGAUACACACGUAGAUUGAUACAUAUUCUACCAAUUUAAAACACAAAAAGGGAAGCAGCAUGCAUAUUGUCUUAUUGCCUUAUUGCAUGAUGGAUGAUGAUGUGUUGCAACAAAGGGCUCCACUCUGAGCAGACAAUAAAAAAAAAACAAAGUUUCACGUCUGGGAUAUGAACCAUUUGUGGGGGCAAACAUACUCUCUGGUUAUAUUAUAUGCUGGUAUAUGUUUUGUUGUCCCAGUGCCUCGUCGGGUCAUCAAUAUUAUUAUUAUUAUUAUUUUUUUUUUUAAUGUUUUGGGGAAAGUUUUGAUUAUAUGAUUUUCUUUUGUAUAAAUGAAAUUCUUGUCAUAGGUAUGUAUGACCAUUUUGGAUCUACAUCAAUGUUUGUUUUU
This is a messenger RNA of Lactuca virosa, 2057 nucleotides long. The record is from the annotation of a GenBank genome assembly. Lineage: Eukaryota; Viridiplantae; Streptophyta; Magnoliopsida; Asterales; Asteraceae.